AUGGCCAGAGAAAUCAAGGAUAUCAAGGAAUUCGUCGAAUUAGCCAGAAGAGCUGACAUCAAGUCUGCUGUUGUCAAGGUCAACAAGAAGAUCAACGCCAACGGUAAGAAGUUCAAGCAAACCAAGUUCAAGGUUAGAGGUUCCAAGUACCAAUACACUUUGGUUGUCAACGACGCUUCCAAGGCCAAGAAGUUACAACAAUCUUUACCACCAACCUUAAAGAUCACCAACUUGUAA
Molecule: messenger RNA, 237 nt
Organism: Spathaspora passalidarum NRRL Y-27907
Lineage: Eukaryota; Fungi; Ascomycota; Pichiomycetes; Serinales; Debaryomycetaceae
Gene: RPL38
Product: 60S ribosomal protein eL38
Exons: 1
Coding region: 1-237 (78 amino acids)
Biological process (GO): translation; protein-RNA complex assembly
Cellular component (GO): cytosolic large ribosomal subunit; ribosome
Molecular function (GO): structural constituent of ribosome
Source: RefSeq, a predicted model, not a curated record